CAGAGACUAAACGAGUGGGAGUGGUUUUGGUCCCAGGGCCGUGGGACCCCGUAGUAUUGAAAGUCGUCCUUUUUUCUUUCCUUUAAACCCAACAACACGCGCUCUUCCCCUUAUAUCAACGCGGAGACGGCUUCAUCCGCUUAAUGGAUAUGGAUAUGUGUCGCGUGUGCUGUUACCAAAUGUUGAGGCAUAGGUACUUGAGGCUUGUUUUGAGGAUGGCAGUACCAACAGCUGCCUGUCGUGUACUCGGUUCCACAGUUGCCACACGUAUGCAUCUGCAUAUUGUCGAUAUAUUUGCUGUUUUCCUCUGGGUGGGAUGUAUGUAUGCUAUGAUAGCCGGCGGGUUAGGUGCACCUAUUGCUGCCAAGUCAGAUAAGACUUUUUUUUAUUCUCCUAGGCGAUGGGACGGAGGCGUGGGCCGGUUCAACUUACGAGCACUAUACUGGGAUACUGGGUUCGGUGUUUCUCUAGAUUUCCUAUUGAGAUGGGAGCACGAACACGUGAAGGGAGUGUUUAGAUAUUAAAAGUUGAAGCUGUAGUUGUGGCUGAGGCGACGAGGAGAAGAUUGUACGUUUGAUGCGUUUGAUGGAAGAAUAAAUUCAAAGCGACGGCUCUCCCCUCCGUUUCUGGGGAAGCUAGACUAGAAAUUGUAUGCUGGGGGGUUUGCUCAGCAAGGUCCAAGUUCCCUUGAGGGAUGGAUCGUCUGUGUGGAUUAACAACUUUAAUA
Molecule: messenger RNA, 727 nt
Organism: Daldinia vernicosa
Lineage: Eukaryota; Fungi; Ascomycota; Sordariomycetes; Xylariales; Hypoxylaceae
Exons: 1
Coding region: 144-524 (126 amino acids)
Source: RefSeq, a predicted model, not a curated record